AGUCCUCUCCCGUAUAGAAUGAAUAACUGCCGAUACUUCAUUUAUUUCUAUUUUUCUACUUCAUUUUGAUUGAGGAAUUAGUGUACAGAGUGAGACCUCUUCGUCCGCGCAGCAUGCAACGUCACGAUGUCCUUCACGUGACGUAAAUCUUGUGUCGUAUGCGGAAGCGUCUGCGCUUUAUGAACUGUUCGGCUGUUUCUCAUCCUCCUUUUCCGACUUCACCGAUUAUUAUUGUUGUUUUGACACAUAAGGCUGAUAUUUUUUGGCUCCAGUAAAUCCUUAAGAUGUGUUUAUUUGACGUUCAGCGAGUACAGAGGACGUGACGGUGACAGAAAAGACAGAAUGAGCUCCAGCCGGAGGAGGCCUUGUUGUUUACUACAGCGGUGAAUUAGUGCGGCUUUAUGGAGGGUUUCUAGUAGAGAGUGAUGGUGAGGAUACUGGGAACAUAAAUAGACCAGUUAUUGACCAACAUGGAGGAGAAAUACAGCAGCAACGUGCUGUCAGGAAAACUGGGGAUGGUGGAAGUUCCUGAUUCAAGGAUGGCAAUCAAGAAUUUGGUGCACUACCGCCACCGACAAUGGAUAAAGUUGGUUAAACAUGCCGUUCUCAGCUGUGUUAUAUCCCUACUGGGCUUCUUUGGUCUGACUCUCUGUGGACCUUUGAGGACUCUGCUGGUUUUCGAGCACAGUGACGUGGUGGUCAUCGCUCUGCUCGGGGUUCUCUUCACUAACUCAGGAGGGGGGCCCUCCAAGAGCAAAGUUGACUCCUGGUCCUCCCUCAUCUUCCCGUUUGGGAUGAUCAUUUUCUCCGUCAUGAUCCUGGAGUUCUACGUGGAAUCCAUCUGCAGCGCCAAGAUGGAGGCGCCCAGGUGCGCCCGCUACGGCUCCUUCGCCCUGUUUCUGAGCGCGGUGCUGCUGGCUAAUUUCUGGACACACCCACUGACGGAUCAGCUGCGCUCCAUGAGCAAACCAGCGCAGCAGGUCAGCACAGAACACGUGCUCUCCGGCGGUGUGAUAGUCAGCGCCAUCUUUUUCAUCAUGGCAUCCAGUAUUCUCUCGUCUCCAUCGAAGAAGGGGCAGAAGGGGACCUUGGUGGGUUAUUCUCCUGAAGGGACCCCACUGUACAACUUUAUGGGGGACGCCCUGCAGCACACAUCGCAGUCUCUCCCUCGAUUCAUCAAAGAUUCACUGAAACAGAUUCUGGAGGAGUACGACUCCAGGCAGAUCUUCUACUUCCUGUGUCUCAACCUGGCCUUCACGUUUGUGGAGCUGUUCUACGGUGUUUGGACCAACAGCCUGGGGCUCAUCUCUGACGGCUUCCACAUGCUGUUCGACUGCUCCGCUCUGGUGCUCGGCCUGUUCGCUGCCCUCAUGACCCGCUGGAAGGCCACCAGGAUCUUCUCCUAUGGGUACGGCCGAGUGGAGAUCCUGUCCGGAUUCAUCAACGGCCUGUUCCUCAUGGUCAUCGCCUUCUUCGUGUUUGUGGAGUCGGUCACCCGCGUGUUGGACCCUCCCAACAUAAACACGGACAUGUUGACUCCGGUGUCUGUCGGAGGUUUGCUGGUCAACCUGGUGGGAAUCUGUGCUUUCAGUCACGCUCAUUCCCACGGAGGCAAAAGCUGCCCUUCCAGCGAUCAUGGGCACUCUCAUCAUGGCCACUCCCACGGCGAGCACAGCCACGGGGGCCACGGGCAUUCCCACGGAGGUCACGGCCACUCCCACGGCUCGGGAAGCAGAGGCAUGAACGCCAACAUGAGAGGUGUUUUCCUCCAUGUUCUGGCGGACACUCUGGGCAGCGUCGGAGUGAUCAUCUCCACCAUCCUCAUCCGUCAGUUCGGCUGGCUGAUCGCCGAUCCGAUCUGCUCGCUCUUCAUCGCCACGCUGAUUUUCCUCAGCGUCAUCCCUCUGCUGAAGGACGCCUGCGAGGUUCUCCUCCUGAGAACUCCUCCGGAACAAGAGAAGGACCUGAACUGUGCGCUGGAAAAGGUGAGGAGUGGCUGCUUUCAGACACGUAGCACCAAGGUGACGGCCAUCUUGAAAGAUGCAGGGGUGAACAAUCUGUCGAUCCAGGUGGAAAAGGAGGCGUACUUCCAGCACAUGUCUGGACUCAGCACCGGGUUUCAGGACGUUCUGGCCAUGACGCAGCAGAUGGCGUCCAUGAAAUACCCCAACGAUGGGACUCUUAUCAUGUAACGCUCUCAGAAGGACCAAACGAAGCUCUGAAAGUUCCACUGCUUCUCCUUUUUUCACAGAUGUACAGUUUAUGUAUGAUGUUAAAAUAAAUCUGAAUAUUAUGGUUUUAUUUUAAUGCUUUUCUUACACUUUAGAUCCGAACUGGCCUCACAGUGAACAUUUUCAUUCAGCCUUUUUCUAUAUCAGGAAGACAGAAAAUCAUGUUUAACAACAUUCUGGGAUUUAUUUAUUUAAGCAAUGAGCAUUAAUCUAAUGCAUAGAAGUGUGAAGAAAAAACACAGUUUAACAUCCUCUGUUGCUACAAUGCAGAGGGAAAGCCACUGUAAAAUGUUAUAACUGACAUGUUGCCCCAUCAAACCUGAACUACAUCAGCAGUUUCUUCGCUCUACAUGUUCUGCCUGACAUGUAGGAGU
Messenger RNA from Cyprinodon variegatus (sheepshead minnow), 2605 nucleotides. It is a transcript of the gene slc30a5, whose product is annotated as solute carrier family 30 (zinc transporter), member 5. Gene Ontology annotation, cellular component: membrane; Golgi apparatus. The record is from RefSeq and is a predicted model, not a curated record. The transcript is spliced from 12 exons. Gene Ontology annotation, molecular function: zinc ion transmembrane transporter activity. Bases 471 to 2192 code for a protein of 573 amino acids. Gene Ontology annotation, biological process: transmembrane transport; intracellular zinc ion homeostasis; zinc ion transport. NCBI's taxonomy places the organism in Eukaryota, Metazoa, Chordata, Actinopteri, Cyprinodontiformes, Cyprinodontidae.